AUGAAAGGGAAGCGGCUUGGCAGGGCGGAGAGCAGCCGGGGCGAGGGACGGGGAGCGCGGGGCAGGCGACGGCGACGAGUGGGGCGCAGCGCGGCGGGAGGACUGGUGCUAUGGGGCACUGACCCGUCCGGGACCCCGGCCCCGGAGCUGGAGCCGCUCGGGAGAGAUGCGCGGCGGCGGGGCGCCGCUCCCCUCCGCCGCGCGAUGAGGGGCUGCGGGGCCGGCGUGGGGCUGGCCGUGCCGCCGCGGCUGCUGCUGCUCGGGUUGCUGCUGGCCGCGGCCCCGGGCGCGACGCUAGGCAAGGAGACUGCGUUCGUGGAGGUGGUCCUCUUCGAGUCCAGCCCCAGCGGCGACUACACUACCUACACCACCGGGCUGCAGGGCCGUUUCUCCCGCGCGGGGGCCACGCUGAGCGCCGAGGGCGAGAUCGUGCAGAUGCAUCCACUUGGACUAUGUAAUAGCAAUGAUGAGGAAGACCUCUAUGAAUAUGGCUGGGUAGGAGUGGUGAAGCUGGAACAGCCGGAGCUGGAGCCUAAGCCUUGCCUCACUGUAUUAGGAAAGGCAAAGCGAGCAGUACAGCGAGGAGCCACAGCAGUCAUCUUUGAUGUUUCUGAAAACCCAGAUGCCAUUGAUCAGCUGAACCAGGGCUCAGAGGACCCUCUGAAGAGACCGGUGGUGUAUGUGAAGGGUGCUGAUGCUGUCAAGCUGAUGAACAUAGUUAACAAGCAGAAGGUAGCCCGAGCAAGGAUUCAGCAUCGUCCUCCACGGCAACCCACUGAGUACUUCGACAUGGGAAUUUUCCUGGCCUUCUUUGUGGUUGUGUCUCUUGUUUGCCUCAUUCUUCUUGUUAAGAUCAAAUUGAAACAGCGACGUAGUCAGAAUUCCAUGAACAGACUUGCAGUGCAAGCACUGGAAAAAAUGGAGACCAGGAAAUUUAAGUCCAAAAGUAAAGGACACCGGGAAGGUAGCUGUGGAGCGCUGGACACACUCAGUAGCAGCUCUACCUCUGACUGUGCCAUCUGCUUGGAGAAGUACAUUGAUGGGGAGGAGCUGCGUGUCAUUCCCUGCACUCACCGAUUCCACAGGAGAUGUGUGGACCCCUGGCUGCUGCAGCAUCACACCUGCCCCCACUGCCGCCACAACAUCAUUGAGCAGAAGAAGGGAAACGCAGGUCCAGUCUGUCUGGAAUCCAUCAACCCAACACGCAGCCGGCAGCAGAGGGUGAUUCUGCCUGUCCAUUACCCAGGCCGAGUGCACAGAGCAAGCCAGAUCACAGCGUAUCCCACCCGGACAAGCAUGGACCCUCAUGGGAACCCCAUCACGGUGCUCACAGUGGAGCGGCACGGCGAGCAGAGCCUCUACCAAGCCCCCUCCUCAGCAUACAUCCGAAGCUAUCAGCCCAUCCACUUGGAUCGUGCUUUAAACACUCACCACUGUAGCCUGGAGCACAGGGCUUACUCUCCAGCUCACAACUUCCGAAGACCCAAGUUUGGUGGGCGCAGCUUUUCCAAGGCAGCAUGCUUUUCCCAGUAUGAGACCAUGUAUCAGCACUACUACUUCCAAGGCCUUAGUUACCCUGAGCAAGAUGGACAGCUUUCCUCAAAGGGUCCUUCCCGUGCCUUUCAGCCUGGUAGCAGCAUGCUUUUCCCUCCUGUGGUACAUGUAGUGCCCUCAUCCCACUUGGAGAGUGGCAGUACUUCCAGCUUUAGCUGCUAUCACGGUCAUCGUUCAGUGUGCAGUGGAUACUUGGCUGACUGCCCUGGCAGUGACAGUAGCAGCAGCAGUUCUGGUCAGUGCCACUGCUCCUCUAGUGAUUCCAUGGUUGACUGCACUGAGGUCAGCAACCAGGGUGUUUACGGGAGCUGCUCCACCUUCCGCAGCUCGUUGAGCAGUGACUAUGACCCGUAUGUUUACCGCAGUAAGAGCCCGUGCCGAGCGGGUGAUGUUGGUGGUGCGAACAGGGGUGCAAUUGUCCUCUUGGAGGGCCCUCACCAGGACGAGCUUCCAGCUCAUGGCCACAGUCUAGUGGGUGCUGACUGCCGGCCUGUGCCAGCUUCUUCCUCAGGGGACCAACUGUCUAAUUGCAGCAUGGAUAUGAACUAUAGCAGUAAUUCCUCUCUAGAGCACAGGGAUCCCAAUGGCACUACCUCAGAGGGAGGACAUGAGGCCACUCCUGGUGCUGCUGUGGAUGUUAAAAGGAACUGGAAGAACCCAGAGACAGCAGGGCCGCUCAUGGAGCAAGCGUGCACGUGCUGCUUUGAACUGCAGCACUCUGCCCUGGAGCCCAGUGGCAGGGCCACUGACUGCAGUGCACUCUUGCUUAGCUCUACCCUCUGGGGGACGUGUGGCCCAGGUAUAGAACCACAGGCAGGGAACACCCCAGGCUUGUACAGUAUUAACUCAGACCACUUGCAUAGGACAGAUGGGGUGAAAUACGAGGGGUUGCCCUGCUGCUUCUAUGAAGAGAAGCAGGUAGCCUGUAAUAGCAGCAGUGGCAGUGGAGGCAGCGGCUGUUACAUGGAAGAUUAUGCAGUGAACGUGCAGUACAUGCUUCCUGACGACACCUUGCCCAGCUGCUGCAAGGGAGUGUGUGAGCUGGGUCAGCGCAUUCCCAUCAUACCUGAAGACAGAGACUGUGAGCUGAUCCUACCUACAGAGUGCCAAGGGACCCACGCAGGAGUCUGUAGUUCCUGGGGUGGAACCCCUGAGCUAGACACUUACCUGCACUGCCAAGGUCUAGGAGAGGUACAGGAUGAGAGAGAGGUGUGCUAUGAGGCAGCAUCAUUCCUGCAGCAGAACUACUCUCAGGAGGAGGAGGAAGCUGGAAUGCUCUUUCCCAGUCCCACUCUGAAUUCCCAGAAGCUGAUGACAACCACGAAAGCAACAGGUGCUGGAUCUUAUCCCUUGGAAAGAAGCCAAAUCGGCGACUAGACCUGCCCAGAUGAUCCCGGAUGGAGCAGCAGAGCUUAGCAGAGACUCCAAAUUCUUAUGGACUUAUUUUUUUUUAAAGCUUUGACAAACAUACAAAAGUGGUAAUGUGGAGAAGUCCCUCUCCCACUUCCUCUCCCUCUGUGUCCACAUCAGAUUGAUUGUCUUUGUUCCUCUCCCCUGAAGCCUUCAGGCCUCCAUUUGCGUGCAAAGCCCACGUGGGACGCGGUGCGGAGCGUUUCUGAGCUCUGGUGCCAUUUCUAUGUUAAUGACAAAGUGUUAUUUAUAUUUUCUUCUAGAAGCAACCCUAUCGGCUCCGGCUGAGAGCUAACGGUGUGUUGAGUAAGCCAGGCUACGUGUAGAUGCUAUUAUCUCCUACGUAAAAGGAGUCCAGCCUUCGAUUAAGCUCAGGGCUACACCUGCCUUAGAAACCAGAUAGCACCUUGAUACAUAGUAGUCCAGAGGGAUGCAGCUCCUGAAUGGAUGCUCAGAUACUGACUGCUCCUAGUAGCCAGCAAGUUGUGUGAGCGAUUCUGAGGGAGGUAAAGCACAGACUGUCUCCUUUCUCCUCUCCCUGUCUUCCCCCUUCAUGCUGCUCUGAUGAUUUGGCUAGGAAGGGUCUCCUGCCUUUAUGAUUAGUUUUAACAGAGUGAGGGUAUGGAAGUUGGUAGCUGAAAAUGUUGCCAUCCUUAUUUCUUGCUAAACCAUGGACCUCAUAUCUUCUGACAGAUGAAGAAUGCUGGAGACCCUUCCCUCCAACAGAUGCUAGAAGAAAGUGCUUGGAAAGGGUAAAACCUUUGUAGGUAAUGAACCUUGCCUUCCAAAGGAAGUUUUUCAGACACCUAUACCCCCUGUUACAGCUGUGAGGAAUGCUGGCAUGUGCAGGAAAACAGCUUGCAGGGUGCUUGCAACUUGGCUGGCUCAUUUUGGAAGCAGGUCAGAAAGUGUCUUGUUUCCUUACAGACUACAAGCAUGCCUGAGGGAAGCAGUGCUUGUCACCUUCUGUGCAUGUGGGAAAGUGACUGACUUGGUUUAGUUCUAGUUCUUGUUUCCUUCUUUGCUGUGGUUGGUGUAGCUUCCAUAGAUCGAUCUGUUUUAAAGGUUUCUUGAGCCCAGCCAGUUGUGCUGCUUUUGUUUUUGUUCUUGUGUAUAGAGUGCUCUUUGUACUCCAUCAGCCUGGACACACACUUUUGUUCUUGUUCUUGUACUACUAGUGGGGAUGUUUGUUAUCAUGAGAUAAUGCAUGUCCUCACUUCUGAUAGCAGUUGUUUCCUGUGGAAACAGAAGCUUCUGAGUAAGAGGCUACCAUAGCACGGUAUAAAUUGCCUGUCAUGCUGCAUGUGCCUGAGGACACAGUGUCAUCCUGCCUGGGGUAUUCACAGCAGGAAUUCUCCUAAAGGGAAAUUAAUUAUUUAAUGCCUGCAGUGCCAGUCUUCUGCAAAGAUCUGUCUGGAGUUCAGUACGCUUCAGAGAUACUAAAACAUGAGAAAAAGAUGCUCCAUCUUCUGCCAGAGCCAUGUCCCUGACAGCAAUGGGCUGAAUUAGCUGGUUUGCUUUAUAGUCCCAGAUGGAAUAUCUUAAAAGAAGCAAACACCUAAGAGAAAUAGAAGAUGCAUUAAUCUGUUUACUUUUACUUUUUGUACUCAGUAAGUUAGGAAAAAUAAUUCUGUUUAAAGGAAUUCACAGGAAAUCUUCUUAAAUGAACAAACACCAAAAUCCAGCUGUUCAGAACAUUAACACAAGGCAACAUCUCAGUACAAGAUGAAAAGAGAAGUUCCAUUAAACACAUUUUCUGUGUACAAAGCUUAUUCUCUUAGUGACUGAAGCAAGUGGUAUGUGUUGGGAGAAUAAAUGCUCAAGUUUUUUGUUUGUGUGUCUAAGUCUUGCCUUUCUGCUUCCUUCACUCAAAUGCAGUGUAGAAGCUAUGGCACACUACCCUGGUUAUCCCACUUGGCAUUUUUUGAGGCACUGAGGCCCCCUAAGUGUGUUGUACCCUGUAACUACACAGCACGUUGUGGUAAAAUGUGGCUAUCAAAGAGAAAUCUGAAUGUUCUGGCUUGCAGUGUGCCUGGAUGUGCUGGUCUCAUUCCCAUGUUGUGGAGGUCUCUGCCGGUACAACAGUCUCUUCAGGCCUUACCACGGAGGUACCCUACUCCUGCAUCUUGUGGUUGGUUUUAUAUUCAGCUCUCAGUCAGCCCCCUGCCAGCUCUAUGUCCAUGCAGGCCCACAGGCUAGCUGGCUGUGAGCAGGGGCGUGUUAACAAAGUACCUUUCUACCACUUAUCUGAACAGUUGUCAUUGUGUUUGGCUCAUGAGGCACUAUUUAAAAUGUUUUUAAUUAAAGUUAUAGCACUUAAAAUUGUUUUGUAUAAACCUUGCUGUAAAGAUUCUUAAGGUCAAAGGGCUCUUUCUCCUUCAUUACCAUUUUUAAAGAUGUUUUAAAAGCUAAAAACCAUCUUGUAUAUAUUCUGUGUAUGUAUAGCAGCACAUUUCAUUUAUGGAAAUAUGUUCUCAGAAUAUUUAUUUACUAAUAUAUUUAUCUCAAGCCAUGUCUUAUGUUGAGAGUGUGUGACAUUAUUGUAAUAAUCAUUGAAAAUCACUAACAUGAGGCCCUGUAAAUACAUGAUAAUUGCACACAAAGAUUUUUACAGUACUUGCCGACCAAAAAUGAUUUCAAAGUUGUAGUUACCUGCAGUUUUGUAAGAAAGUGUACAAAUUUCUGUAUUGAAAAAAAAGGCAAACCCACACAAAAAUACAGUUUUAUUGCGUA
Pogoniulus pusillus (Red-fronted tinkerbird) is the source of this 5697-nucleotide messenger RNA. RefSeq names its product zinc and ring finger 3 (gene ZNRF3). The transcript is spliced from 9 exons. Lineage: Eukaryota; Metazoa; Chordata; Aves; Piciformes; Lybiidae. Gene Ontology annotation, cellular component: plasma membrane. Gene Ontology annotation, biological process: negative regulation of canonical Wnt signaling pathway; Wnt receptor catabolic process; ubiquitin-dependent protein catabolic process. Gene Ontology annotation, molecular function: ubiquitin protein ligase activity; frizzled binding. The coding region runs from base 1 to 2931 and encodes 976 amino acids. The record is from RefSeq and is a predicted model, not a curated record.